Messenger RNA from Malassezia japonica, 2250 nucleotides. RefSeq names its product AAA+-type ATPase (gene AFG2). Gene Ontology annotation, cellular component: cytoplasm. The transcript has 2 exons. NCBI's taxonomy places the organism in Eukaryota, Fungi, Basidiomycota, Malasseziomycetes, Malasseziales, Malasseziaceae. Gene Ontology annotation, molecular function: ATP hydrolysis activity; ATP binding. The record is from RefSeq and is a predicted model, not a curated record. The coding region runs from base 1 to 2250 and encodes 749 amino acids.
AUGGCGCUGACCGCUCCGCUGCAGGUGACGGUGCGCGGCGCCGGCGCGUCGCUCGCGGCCGAUGCACGGAUCCUCGUGCACGGCGAUACGCUCAAGAAGCUCAAGAUUUCGACAGGGGCGCAUGUCGUGGUGCGCAAAGACACCGCGCUGUUUGCAGGGACAGCGUGGCCGGCGUUUGACCUCGCGCCGCAUACCGUGUCGCUGCCGGCAAUGCUCGCGGUGCCCGCGGGCCUUGCUGAUGGCGACAAGGUCGACGUGGACCGUGUUGCGACGGCCAAGCACGACGGGCUUGUUGCGCAGCGCCUGCGCGCGUCGAUCACCGAGGUGAAGGACGACCUCCUCCAGACGCUUCUUCGCACGGUGCUCCUGCACACCAUCGUGGACAUUGGCAUUGUGCAGCUCGGGUCCGAGCUCGAGUUUGCUUUCCAAGGGCGCACGUACCGCGCGACAUUCACCGACGCGGACGUCGACGAAAAGGAGCACGCCGAAAAAGGGACCUUGGUCCUCGUCACGCGCCAGACGCAGCUCACGCUCACCGAGGCGCAGGACGCGCCGGCCGAGGCGCUGGUCGACGCGGCGGCGUAUGAGGCACUCGGUGGGCUCGACACACAAAUCGCGGCGAUCCGCACGCUCGUCGAGCUUCCCCUGACGCGCCCGGCGCUCUUUGAACAGUACGGUCUGCAGCCGCCCCGUGGCGUGCUCCUCUACGGCCCGCCGGGCACCGGCAAGACCUCGCUCGCACGAACCGUCGCGGCGUCGCUCCAGGCACACGUGCUGACCAUCAACGGCCCCGAGCUCAGCUCGACAUACCACGGCGAGACCGAGUCGAAGCUGCGUGCCGUUUUCGAAGCUGCACAGUCGCACGAGCGCAGCGUCAUUAUCAUGGACGAGAUCGACGCACUUGCGCCGCGCCGCGAUGCCAGCGCGUCCGUGCAAGGCGAAGGGGCCGGUGAAGUCGAGCGCCGCGUCGUCGCGACGCUCCUUACGCUCCUCGACGGCGUGCAGACGUCGACGGGGCGCGUGGUCGUCAUUGCCGCGACGAACCGCCCCAACGCACUCGAUCCUGCGCUGCGCCGGCCGGGCCGCCUGGACCGCGAGAUUGAGAUCGGCGUGCCGGACCGGCCAGCGCGCUGUGCAAUCCUCGGCGUGCUCCUGCGCAGGGUCCCCCACGCGCUGAGCGACGACGAUCUCGACCUCGUUGCCGGCCGCACGCACGGAUACGUCGGCGCCGACCUCUCGGCGCUCGUGCGUGAGGCAGGCAUGGCGGCGAUCGCACGCAGCGUGUCGCUCGAUGGAAGCAUUGCGCACCUCUCGCUCGGUGACGCGACGCCAGAGAAAGUGACGCUCGCCGACUUUGGGCACGCACAGAUGAUUGUGCGCCCGUCGGCGAUGCGCGAGGUGUUUGUCGAGACGCCCAAGGUCGCCUGGUCGGACAUUGCGGACAAUGGAGACCAGGUCGGCCCGAGCGGCGAGCGCCUGCCGAGCGUCCAGCGCCAGAUCCGCGAGUGCGUCGAAUGGCCUCUGACGCACGCACAUACCUUUAAGCGCCUAGGCAUCCACGCGCCAAAGGGCGCGCUCUUGUACGGCCCGCCGGGCUGCAGCAAGACCAUGACCGCCAAGGCGCUCGCGAAAGAGAGCGGCCUCAACUUUCUUGCGAUCCGCGGCCCCGAGCUCGUGAGUAAGUACGUGGGCGAGUCGGAGCGCGCGAUCCGCGAAAUGUUCCGCCGCGCGCGCGCCGCUGCGCCGUCCAUUUUGUUCUUUGACGAGCUCGACGCGAUCUCGGGUGUGCGCAGCAUGGAGUCGAAUAACGCGUCGAACGACCGCAUUGUCGCGAGUCUCCUUACCGAGAUGGACGGCAUCGAUACCGAGAACCACGUCGUGGUGGUCGCCGCGACGAACCGGCCGGACUGCAUCGACCCUGCGCUGCUGCGCCCCGGGCGCCUGGACCGCCUGGUGUACGUCGGCCCGCCGAAUGCCGACGCACGCCGCAAGAUCCUCGAGAUGCGCGCGGCCAAGAUGUCGGUCGCGGCCGACGUCGACUUUGGCGCGGUCGCCGAGCGCGCCGAGGGAUGUUCGGGCGCGGAGGUCGUCUCGAUCUGCCAGGAAGCCGGCAUCCUUGCUAUGAACGAAGAUAUGGACUGCAAAGAGAUCGCCGCCCGGCACUGGGACGCCGCCGCGCGCGCCAUGAAGCGCCGCAUCACCCCCGCGAUGCUCGGCCACUAUGCCGCGUGGCGCCAGUCGCUUUCGUAG